AUGAAUAUGAUCAGGUCGGUACGGCGCCGCUUCACCGUCGGCCACCUGGCCACGGCCACGGACCCCGCCACGCUGCGCCGCGCGGCCGCCGAGCUCCUCGCCACCGCCAUCUUCGUCUUCGCCGCCGAGGGCGCCACGCUCACCCUCGGGAGGAUGCACGGCCAUGACAAGGGCGUCGUGGGCGGUCUGGUGGCGGUGGCGCUCGCGCACGCCCUCGCGCUCGCGGCCGCCGUGGCGUGCGCCGCCAACACCUCCGGCGGCCACGUGAACCCGGCCGUCACCUUCGGCGCGCUGCUCGCCGGCCAGAUCUGCCUCGUCCGCUCCCUCGUCUACUGGGCCGCACAGCUGCUCGGCGCCGUCGCCGCCGCGCUCGUGCUCAGGCUCGCCACCGGAGGCAUGCAUCUGCCGGAGUACGAGCUGGCGGGGGGCGUGAGCGGAUGGCAAGCGGCGGUGCUGGAGGCGGCGAUGGCGUUCGGACUCAUGCACGCCUACUUCGCGACGGUGAUGAACCAAACGCGGAGGGUCCACGCUGGAGCCGGGGCGGUGGUGGCGGCGCCGCUCGCCGUGGGGCUCCUGGCGGGCUCCAACGUGCUGGCCUGCGGCGCGCUGGAGGGCGCCGUGAUGAACCCGGCGCUCGCGUUCGGGCCCGCGGUCGUGGGCUCCCGCCGCUGGGGCAACCACUGGGUGUACUGGACCGGGCCCAUGGUCGGCGCCGGCCUCUCCGGCGUCGUCUACGAGCACCUCGUCGCCGGCCCGGCCGGCCGGCGGGGAGGAGGAGCCGUCGUGCGUAGAAGACUUCAUGCGGGACGUCGUGCGCGUGCCCCACUCCUCUGA
Molecule: messenger RNA, 834 nt
Organism: Miscanthus lutarioriparius
Lineage: Eukaryota; Viridiplantae; Streptophyta; Magnoliopsida; Poales; Poaceae
Source: the annotation of a GenBank genome assembly